CGGGAUUUUAAAGAAGUCGAAACUCUAUAUUUAAGGAAACUGAAAAGAGUGAAAAAAACAAAGCGAGGGAGAGAAGGCGAAGAAAACAGGUAUGAUAAGAUCGGUGAUGGUGAUGAACACUCAAGGCAAGCCUCGUCUUGCCAAAUUUUACGAUUUUCAGCCGGUGGAGAGGCAGCAGGAGCUGAUACGCAGCGUUUUUGGAGCCUUGUCCAGUAGAGCUGAAAAUGCCAGCAAUUUCAUAGAGGCCGAUUUAAUUUUCGGCCCGGGUACUCGCCUUGUGUAUAAGCACUAUGCAACUCUUUACUUUGUUUUGAUAUUUGAUAGUUCUGAAAAUGAGCUAGCUAUGCUUGAUCUCAUCCAAGUUUUUGUGGAGACAUUAGACAAAUGCUUCAAAAAUGUAUGUGAGCUCGACAUUUUCUACAAUUAUAGCAAGAUGCAUACUAUUCUGGAUGAGAUCAUCUUUGGUGGUCAAGUGCUGGAAACAAGUUCUACAGAAGUCAUCAAGGCUGUUGAAGAAAUAUCAAAGUUGGAAACAGCUUCAAAUGCCAUCACACUUGUUUCCAAGUCAGUUUCUAGUUGGCGAAGUCGUUAGCAUUAGGUCCAAAAAUAGCUGCUAAUAUGGUUGAUGUUACAAGUUUAAACACUAUUAGUUGGCUGCCAAAUUUAUUUCUGUUCUACAGGGUUUCAUGUGAUUUUGGUUGAGCUGUGCCAAUGACCAGUGUUGUACAAUGGUGAAGAGUUUCUCCACAGAAAAUUGAUUAUAUUGCUGGCAUCCAUCAACAGAGAAUUGAACUUAAUAAAGACCGGGCAACUUAAUUGAUUAUAUGGCUGUUUGUUUUUUGGGCAACUGAGGUUGACUGCUGAGGGAUCAGCCCAAGAUGGAUGUUUGCGGGGGUAAAUGUUCAAUAUCUUUUCCUAAAUCAAACUAAUGACGAUUAAUAUUCAUUAUGGGGAAUGUUGUUGGAUUUGAUUAAUAGCAUGCGGAUUUCUUUUAUGGUUCUGUUGAAUGUACAGCAUUCACUUUGGCAAUGGAAACAUGAGUUUUUAGGA
This is a messenger RNA of Mangifera indica (mango), 1050 nucleotides long. RefSeq names its product AP-3 complex subunit sigma-like. Gene Ontology annotation, cellular component: membrane coat; AP-3 adaptor complex; intracellular membrane-bounded organelle. The record is from RefSeq and is a predicted model, not a curated record. Gene Ontology annotation, biological process: Golgi to vacuole transport; intracellular protein transport. NCBI's taxonomy places the organism in Eukaryota, Viridiplantae, Streptophyta, Magnoliopsida, Sapindales, Anacardiaceae. The coding region runs from base 92 to 592 and encodes 166 amino acids. The transcript is spliced from 7 exons.